Molecule: messenger RNA, 4440 nt
Organism: Melopsittacus undulatus (budgerigar)
Lineage: Eukaryota; Metazoa; Chordata; Aves; Psittaciformes; Psittaculidae
Gene: PIF1
Product: PIF1 5'-to-3' DNA helicase
Exons: 12
Coding region: 1-1815 (604 amino acids)
Biological process (GO): telomere maintenance; DNA repair
Molecular function (GO): DNA helicase activity
Source: RefSeq, a predicted model, not a curated record
AUGGAGGCCGCGGAGCUGCGCUGCACGGUGGCCGUGGAACAGCCGCUGCCCGGGGGACAGGCCCCGAGGCGCCGCGUGAUGCGGGGCGCGCUUGUGCUGCUGGGCCGCAACGAGCUGCGGCAGCCGGUGCUGCGGGUGGUCUCCGGCAGCGGCGGGGCGGCGGCUGCCCUGAGCUUCGUGCUGGCCGGUGACGGCGUGCGGCUCUUUACGCGGUUCGCGGGUGAGGGUCGGGCGGCGGUGCGGGUGGGGCCGAGCGGUGCCCAGGUCCUCCUGUCCGACUGCCCCCCAGACACUCUGCGCCGCUUCCUCCGUCUCCUGCGGGUCAAGGUGGCAACCGGGCAACGGGGCACUCCGCGUGUCCCCCGCCUGCUGGACCGGCCGCCGCCGGCCUUCACCAUCAUCAGCCCGCUGCAGGAGCGGGACAUACUGCGGGCCCCAGGCCGCCUCCGAGGCGGCGAGGCUCAGGGGGAGAGCCAGGUGCAGGAUCACCGCGCUGAGUGGAGGCCCUCAGUGAGGCUCUCGGCGGAGCAGGAGGCCGUGAUGGGAGUUGUGAGAAGUGGGAAAAGCAUCUUCUUCACUGGCUGCGCAGGAACCGGGAAGUCGUUCCUGCUGAAGAAGAUAGUGGGCUCCCUCCCUCCUAAGACCACUUAUGCUACAGCCAGCACAGGGGUGGCAGCUUGCCACAUUGGUGGCACCACUCUCCAUGCCUUUGCAGCUUUGCUUUCUUCUCUCCUGCCAGGGAUCGGCUCUGGGAAGACUCCGCUGGAGCAGUGUAUUCAGCUGGCAGAGAGGCCUGGGGUGCGCCAGCACUGGCUGUCCUGCCAGCACCUAAUUAUCGAUGAGAUCUCAAUGGUGGAUGGCAAGUUCUUUGACAAGCUGGAGGCAGUAGCAAGGGCAGUCAGAAAACGGGAGGAGCCUUUUGGAGGCAUUCAGCUAAUCAUCUGUGGGGACUUCUUGCAGCUACCCCCAGUCUGCAAGGCUAAUGAAGAAACCACAUUCUGCUUCCAGGCAAAAAGCUGGAGGAAAUGCAUCCACAUAAACAUGGAGUUGACUGAAGUGCGGAGGCAGACUGACAAGACCUUUGUCUCGCUCCUGAGCGCAAUCCGUUUAGGCAGGUGCACAGAGGAGGUUACCAGACAACUGAUGCAGACAGCUGAUAACAGGUCUGAGCGUGAUGGGAUCCUGGCCACACGGCUCUGCACCCAUAAAGAUGAUGUAGAAAUAACUAAUGAGAGAUGCUUGCAACAGCUAUCAGGAGAAGUGCACACUUUUGAGGCUUUGGACAGUGACCCGAUGUUAGUGAAGUUAAUUGAUGCUCAAUGUCCUGUGGGUGGUAGAGUUGAGCUAAAGCUUGGAGCUCAGGUGAUGCUAGCUAAGAAUCUGGAUGUGUCUCAAGGGCUGGUGAAUGGGGCACGAGGAGUUGUUGUAGGAUUUGAAAGUGAGCAGAAAGGGCUGCCGAAGGUGAGGUUUCUCUGUGGAAUCACACAGGUCAUAAAAAUGGAGAAAUGGGUUUUCAAAGGACCAUCAGGGGUUCAUCUGACUCGUCAACAGUUGCCUUUAAAAUUGGCAUGGGCCAUUUCCAUUCACAAGAGUCAGGGCAUGUCUUUGGAUUGUGUGGAAAUCUCCCUGUCUCGUGUCUUUGAAAGUGGGCAGGCUUAUGUAGCUCUCUCCCGAGCACGUAGCCUUGCAGGUCUCCGUGUUCUGGAUUUUGACCCAAAAGUAGUGAGAGCCGACCCUUCUGUGUUGCAGUUCUAUAGACAGCUGAGACGUCAUCAACUCCUAGCCCAGGAUUCACUAAAUGAUAAGGAAAACUGAGAACUGGAAAUGCAGCUGAGAAUGCUCUUUGACCUCUGUUGAGGCAUCAGCACAGACUGCUGAGUUGCAGCAAUCACGCUAUUGAGUAUAUUUGCUAACAUGGAUUAAGUCAAAGGAAUUUUUUUUUUAUGUUUGCUUCAUUCAGCUGACUCUGAAUGUGUAGACUCUGUGAAUCUUUGUCUCAUGCCUCUGAAAUCUGGGAGGCUUCUGUAGCUCCUUUCUGGGCCUACAGUCUUGAGCACUUCUGUGUCAGAGCUGCAACACUAGCAAGCAAAAUGACUGAACAAGGUGUGCCUGAGGGACCUUCCCAAGGUUCUAUCCUGUCUGCAUAGUUGUGUUUUAUUCUCCGCAUUCGUAGACUGAAACUUGUGUGACUUUCUUCAAGCCAACAAUGGUUGAGAGAUGGAAGGAGUGUGUUCUGUUUGCCUGGCUGGAUUGGACCUGUUCACAAGCACUGCUGGCAAAAGAGAAAACAGUUUUGAGUAUCUGGAUUAUGUGCCUGAUUCUCCUGCAAGUGAGGAGCUGCUAGGAACUGGGCUAUCACUUUAUAAUAUGCUGGGGUGUUCUUGCCUUCCAGAUGCUUAAUGCCAGGGUGCUUUGCAUAACUUCCUCCACAAGCAGAACAGUAACAGUUAUACAUUGCCUAUUAUGCAGAUACAUAGCCUUUUUAUUAGUCUGUUGCAUGCAAUAAGAUACAUUUUUAAAUUUUUUUUAACCUUCUGAGAUGAACUGGCACUGUUUAAAAAUAGGAGGAAGUCCUACAUCUUAUACCCAUAAUUAUGGAACUACAAGAAUCCUUAAGAUGUAUUACCCCAUUAAAUAGAAGAGAGUGAGAGGAUAUGAGUGUUGGCACAUGAGGCUUUCUGAAACGAGAGGGAGUUUCUGCUGGAAACACUGUGUCUGACUAAUAAGGUGGAAGUUGAAUGUGCAAUAGGGAAUAGCCAAGGACAUGUGAAGUGAGCUGUAACUUCACCUGUUUCAGCAAAAGCAGAGAUGAGCAGAACUAAUGUGCCGUCCUUUUGAAGUGAAGGAGAAGCUUUGGUCUUUGACACAAUGCUUAAAGCUUAAAUAACUUGUGUAUUUUUAAAUGCUUAAUGAGCAGGAAUAAUGUAAAAUAUCAACAUCCAGCUGGAGCUUGCCUCUGCAGUUUGAGCAAGUUGAAGGCCACUUCUUGGCAGCUCCUGUUAAAGGCAUGGAAGGAUGUUGAAUAGCCAGGGGGGUAACAUAACAGAAAACAGACUUUGGUAGGAUUUCAAAGUGUAUUUUUUAAGUGUUUUUUUUUUUUCUUGUUGUCCUUGGUUUUUUUUGUUUGUUUUUUCCUGGGCUUGAGGGGUUGAGUUUUGGAGGAGGCAACAGCAGAAGGCAGAAGUGUGAGAAUUGUUUUGAUGUGUUUACUCUAAGGAUUUCUUAAUACAUCAGUACAUUGCUUCUUCAAAGUUUGCUGGGGAGCAGGUGCAAGUACCUGAAUCUGGAGCUACAGUCUGGAAGGUGAGACCCUUCCCCCCACUGCAGGCUGUUCCUGACAUCACCUCCACACUUUCAGAUUCUGUGUGUCUGUAAUUUUUUCUUUUAUUUUUAUUAAACACCUUCCACUCCUUUGAACUGGAAUUAAAUUCUUAGUCCACCCUGGGGAAUAACUGAAACCUGACCUUCCAUGCUCACAUGGAGGGUCUGGGAAGGAGGGUGCUGACAUCCUAAAGCAGCAUUGCUUGGGCAGAUGCGUACUGAGGUGGGAUUCAUUGGCAUGUGGCUCCCAGAGCCUCUACCAGACCUGGAUGAGGGCCUGCCUCCAGCCAGCCUGCAGGCUGUGCCCCCUCAGCACAGGUGGCUGUGAGCAUGGAAGUGCUCAGGUUCAGCCCUUUCCUCCUGUGACUCCACACACGGCGUGCAGCUGUGCAGGCUGACAGCCUUUCCUUGAAUAUCUCUUGUUCCCUCAGCUGCACAUCAGCUCUACCCUGGCAAGUGUCCCCAUUGUGCAACAUUCUUGUCAUGUCACUGCUCAGCGGUGGGUGCCCUGGCUGAACCUCUAUGCUGUGCCACUCAGUGUUCCUGCAUCAUUCCAGCUGGUCUCAGCAUCAUCCUCUGCUUCUGUUGUGGGUUGAGAUUUUGCUUUCAUUCACAUUGUCCUACAGACCAGCUGAUGACACCAUGUCCCUCUUCUCCUUGUGCAGGUGAUCAGAGGUUGUGGGUGCCCUAAUUGUCAGGGGCAAGGUUGUAUAAGAAGGAAGGGGAAGCCCAGUGCGUAACCUAAAAUCCUGUAUGCUUGGCCAGUGGGCUGGGCUGGGGCCAGAUAGCACUCUUGUAGUUUUCUAGAGAUGGGAUGCAGCAGUAUAAGGGCUUUGUAUUGCAUUGGAGGUUGAGAUGUGGGGUCUUGAAUGCUUGGGAAUGAUAGAGUGAGUUUUAUUCCUGGGGUAGGCAGUAAAGAAUAUGGCAGGUGCUUCUAGUUAUCCACAAUGCAUUGAUUUAUUGACAGAUUAUGUAACAAUAAUGAGAUAAUGCAGGUUCAAAUCCUUUAAGAUCUCUUAAAAAGUUCCUGUCACUGCAAUGACAAGAAAAUUUCAAGUGUAAGAGUGUUGAUUAUGCAAAUAAAUUUUUAAUUGUGGUCUUGUGAAGCAGCUUACUUAA